CCACCGUAGGCGUCGCGGGGCGGUGCGAGGCAGGGCGGGGCGGGGUCCGUACUGCAGCACCCGCUUUUGCAGUCUGGACUAGGUGUGGGGUGCAGAAACCCAGAGCAGGAGGCCCCUUCGCCUGAUCAAGAUCCGCAAGGAGAGCGCCGAGUCAGAGUGGCCCGCAGCAGGUGUGGGCAGUGUGGGCAGUGUGGGCAGCCCACCCGGGAGGGAGCCCCUUUCAGAUCCUCUUGUUAAAGAAAAAGAGCAGCAGAGAACGCCGUGGGGGCUCCGGACCGAACGCUGGAGAUUACAAGAGGAGUCAUGUCAGAAGAAACAGUAAGGGAAUCACAGUUUUCCUUGAAGACAGCAGCAUUAAGAGUGUUUGAUCUUCCUCUGUCUUGGUACAAUUCUCUUUCUCAGAUCAAAUUUUCGCCGGUAGCUAAAAAGUUGUUUGUUGUAACUGCAGUGAGUGCUAUAUCUGUAGUUUUUCUGGCCCAUCACUUUAAAAGAAAACGUGGAAAGAAGAAAGGAAAAAUAUUACCAUGGGAACCAGAGCACCUCUUACUGGAGUACACUAAAAGAGCAGCAUCAGACAAAGGUUCAAGUUGUUCCAGUAGUAGACAGAAUUUGACAUUAUCUUUAAGUUCCACCAAAGACAAAGGAUCUCAGUCUUGUAACUUUGCUAAUGGAGGACUUUUCAGUAAAUACUCAGGUUCUGCACAGAGUUUGGCUUCUGUCCAGAGUGUCAAUUCCUGCCAUAGCUGUGCUUGUGGCAAUUCUAAUUCCUGGGACAAAGCGGAUGAAGAUGAUGUUAAACUUGUAAAUAUUCCUGUGACCACUCCUGAGAACUUAUACUUAAUGGGUAUGGAAUUGUUUGAAGAGGCAUUGCGUCGAUGGGAACAAGCUCUAACCUUUCGCAAUAGACAGGCUGAAGAUGAAGCCUGCGGUUCCAUUAAACUGGGUGCUGGGGAUGCCAUUGCUGAAGAAAGUGUAGAUGAUAUUAUUAGUACUGAAUUCAUCCAUAAACUUGAAGCUCUGCUACAAAGAGCAUAUCGUCUCCAAGAGGAGUUUGAAGCUACCCUUGGGGGGUCUGAUCCUAAUUCCCUUGCUAAUGAUACUGACAAAGAUACAGACACUACUGUAAAGGGAACCGUGGAUGACUUUGGCCUACGAGACACUUCCAGCGUUGCAUCAACUGAUUCCUUUGCUUCGGUAGCAGAGCUUGCAGAACACAGAGAAAUACGGCAUACCUACAGCUUGGAAUCUUUUUGCCGCUGCCCUUUUUAUGAAGAAGCCAUGCAUUUAGUUGAAGAAGGAAAAAUUUACUCCAGAGUACUGAGAACUGAAAUGUUGGAGUGCCUGGGAGACAGUGAUUUUCUUGCCAAACUUCAUUGUAUUCGACAGGCUUUUCAGGUGAUUCUUUCAGAAACAGCCAACAGGAUAUUCCUUGCAGAGAGUGGAAGGAAAAUUUUGUCAGCUUUAAUUGUGAAAGCACGAAAGAAUCCAAAGAAGUUUGAAGAUGUUUUUGAUGAAAUGAUGUAUUUUUUAGAGCAAACUGAUCACUGGGCUAGUACUGAAAUGGAACUUGCUGCCAGAGGGGUGAAAAAUCUAAAUUUUUAUGAUGUUGUUCUGGAUUUUAUAUUAAUGGAUUCUUUUGAAGACCUAGAAAACCCACCAACAUCCAUACAGAAUGUAGUAAAUAAUCGCUGGCUGAACUCUUCCUUCAAAGAAACUGCUGUGGCUUCAAGUUGUUGGUCAGUGCUGAAACAGAAAAGGGAACAGAUGAAGAUCCCAGAUGGAUUUUUUGCCCAUUUUUAUGCCAUUUGUGAGCACAUAAGCCCUGUCCUCGCUUGGGGCUUUUUGGGUCCUAGAAAUUCUCUUUAUGAUUUAUGUUGCUUCUUUAAGAAUCAAGUUAUUUUCUUUCUCAAAGACAUUUUUGAUUUUGAGAAGGUGCGCUAUUCAAGUAUAGAGACUUUGGCUGAAGACCUCAUGCAGUUACUCAUUCGCCGCAUGGAACUUUUAAUGGCCUAUCUUGGAGCAGAUGCCCUGAGACACACGAGUAGCUGUUUAAGUGGUCAUGGUCAUGUUAUAUCCAGUGGGCUAUUGGAAGCCAAAGUACAAUAAGUACCAUAAGAAUCAUACAUUUUGAGAGUGGUAUAAAAUAUUUUAAGGUAACUAUUGAUUUUGUAAUAUGUAUUACAGAAUUGGUGGAUGUGGACUCAGGGAGGGGAAAAAAUCUAGUAAAGAAUGAAUGAAUAAAUAAGUACUGUACUUAUACAGAAAUUCUUUGCAUCCCUGUGUAGUAUAUUCAGAGCAGCUUUUUAAUAAUCUAGGUAGUAAUUUAAGUUGUGAAUUGUGAAUUCUAUAGGAGUAUUGCUUAAUUUGAAGCCAAUACUUGGGAGUUAAUUGAUUUAUCAUCUUCAAGCUGUCAGAAAUGUCCAGUGUCAUACUUAAAAGGUUUGUUUUUAUUCUUUGCACCUUGAAAAUAUACAUUUUAGCCAAGUCCUUCAUGGUCCACAUAUGCAAGAAUAUAUUACAACACCUUUGUGGUCCAUACAUAGAAGAAUAUAUUACUCCUAGUGUCAAUAUGUUUAACUGCCUGAAAACGUGUUUUUUAACUGUAAAGUUAUUCAUUUGUUAGAUCAAAUUUAGGCAGUAGUGGCAUUUAAUGUGUACUGCUUAUAUUAUUGCCUGUAUGUUUGUUUAUGUAUUUCAAUCAGAGAAAUUGUAAUCACUGAGUAUCAAUAUAAAACAUUUAGAUGAAUUGACACUUGAGAAGUUUACAACUUGUAACUUUAUGUUAGAUUAAUUGUAGUUUCCAAAAUAUGUUAACUGUUGGUCCUAUGAAUUACAAUACAGAGACUGAAGUACUUUAAUCUUUUAAUAGUUAGAACAUUUUUCUCUUGAAUUAAUAUUGAUUCAAAAGAUAGCAUUUGUUUACUAAGAAAAGCAAUUUAAAACAUACCCUUUAUAAAUGUAAUUUUGAGACUGACUCCCAACACCUGAGGUAUUCAAACUUGGUAACAGUAAAAUAAUUUCUCUUUUAUUCUUCCACAAAACAAGUUUUUAGUUACUCUCAUAGGGGACUCAGCACACUGGGAAUUUGUUAUAGUAUGCCCAUAUUUUUAAGAUGUUCAUACUUUGAGUCAUAGGUUUUUUUUUAUUGUUAUUCUUUGUUUGUAGUGCUGGGAUUGAACUCAGGGGUGCUUUACCACUGAGCUACAUUCCUAGCCCUUUUUUAAAAAAAAAAUAUUCUUAUUUUGAGGCAGAGUCUCGCUAAGUUGCUGAGGCUGGCCUUGAACUUGAGAUCCUCCUGUCUCAAUCUCCCAAGUAGCUGGAUUACAGGCAUAAGAUACUGCACCCCACUGAAUCUUGGUGAGGUUUUAAAGAAUUUUUUUUUUCUUUUUUUUCCUCUGAUAAAGAACAAAAUAUUUUUAAUGAUAUGGAAGUAUAUUCUGUGUCCUCUAUGACAAGUGUAUGAACAAGUGGGUUGUUCUUGAGUGAGGCUUUUCAGAGUGUAUUAGAUAUUUUUAGAAUUGCAUUAAUUUUGUUCCUAAGUCAUAUACCACUUGUUUGGAGUGGCUGACUCUAUCAGUGGGUUAAAUUUGUUGCUUUUGCUCCCUGAAGUGGUCUUUAUACAUUUUAGGAGUGAAUUACACAAAAGGAUCUAAAAUGCAUUUUUUAAAAAUGCAUUUUUAGAUUAAAGUGCCUAGUUUCAGAUUAAUGAAUAGAAAAUGAAAAGUGAAAAGGAAUAAUUUUUAAGUGUUAAAAUUUAUAAGCCACAAUAAUUUAAAUCAAUUACAAAAUAUGAAAUUCAGAAUCAUACAAUUUUUGCAUGUACUGUAUAGGUUAGAACAUUAAAUAUAUGAAAUAUUACUCUAAUUGUUCUUGAGUAUAUAACUCCUUUGUGUCUUAGUUUUGUUUUGUUUUCAGUUUGGGGGAUCAAACUCAGGGCCUCAUACAUGCUAGGCAAGUGCUCUGCUGCUGAGCUACAUCCCCAGUCCUCUUACACAGAUUUUUAAAUUAAUAAUUGCCUAUUCAUAAUUCUCACUGAUGGAGGAGUAUUAGAAGUACAAAAAUGGAAAAUUCCAUUAUAUAACAUUUUACUUUUCAUUUAGUAUUGAGUUUUUUCACCCUCUUGUUGAGGUAUCACUGGCUUUGAAUGAUGCACACAUACACAUAUGUGCGUGUGUUCAUUCCCAUUACCUCAUGGGCAGGGCAGUUAUCACUUCUACUAAUUUACUCAACUGAGGCUAAAUGUUUUAUGCCAUGAUUUUUAUUUAUGAACAAAAGCUAUGAGUGAACUUACUAUUUUAUUUAAGAAAGAUACUGUUUGAACUCAAUUUGGAAGAAUUGCACUGUUUAAUAAUGCUGCUAUUAGAUAACCAUGGGGAAUUUAUUUCAUCAGACAAGGUAAAUGGAGUUCUAGGAGAUAUUUGGGUCUCUCCUCUCCUCUCCCCUCCCCCAUACCACCACCUCACAUUUCAAUUUAUUAAAUCAGAAAAAAUUGACCAUCUUCAGGAGGUUAAUUUUUCAAAUUCAGUGCUUGAUUUUGAUGAUUAGUUUUUGAUCAGUUCUGUAGCUACAACAUUACAAAGAAGCUUUCUUUGUGGCCUUUUAACAAAAGGGAUAAGAGUAACCAAAUAGAAUUUCAGGGCAGUAAAUGUAGGAAAAGUCUAUUGUAUGUGAAGAAACAUAACUUUUUUGAAAAGUAAACAUUUUCUAAAAAGAAUAUUUCUGACUGCAGAAGGGUACUGAGAUAUAUAUGCCUCUUUUUAUUUGCCUUAAAACUGGAUUAAGCAGCAAAGGCAAUGCUUUAAAAAAUAAAAUAACACUUAAAUUAGUCUAAAGCCUUUCAGGGUAAAACCCAUCAACUUACUCCUGGUGGUAUUGUCAGGAAAGUACAGUUAACCACCAUGAGUCCCUUCAUUCACUCCCUUCUAUGUAAGUUAAAACAGGGCCUUGGAUUAGUCAGUUCUGAGAAAAUGGCUUUUCCUCCUCUUUUCUGGAAGAAAAAAAAUAAGUGUUCAGAUGAUUUACAUGUUACUUUUUAAAAAUUUUUUCUAGUUUGGUUUGUCUGCAUUUCUUUUUUUUUUUUUUUUUAAACAUCUAACAAAGUAGUUACUUUUUACCCAGAGGUUAACGAUAUGUUACUAAAAUGUCAAAAUUGAACUAACUUUUUAAAAGCUAAGUUUUUCAUACUGUUAUAGUCAGCUCCAAAGAACUUUCUCUUUCUCAUAAAGUAGCAUUCAAUCAUUUGCAUCCAUUUAGAAUCAGUUUUAUUAAUUUGUUGUUAGAUGACUGUAAAAAGUAUUUACAAAUGUUUCUUGCCUUAAGAUGUAAUAUUUUCUACUUAUUCCCAAAAGAGUUAUUAUUUGCAUUACAAAGGAAUUAUUAGUUUAUUGUUCCUUUAAGCCUAGGAAACAGGAAUGCCAAAGUAACAUUUAAUGUACUUCUCUGUGAAAUUUCAUAAUCAGAAAUUUUUAAAUAUGUUUAUAACCCAUUUGCUUUUAUUUUAAUAUGCACAUGUAUUUAGAAAUUGGUUGGGUUGUAAAUUUCAAAGUGACUGUAAGAAUUAGGCUGAAUUCAAUUUUUUUUUUACUUGGAUAAAUCAGAUUAAUAUAAGUAUGUGAGAAUUAAUAAAAAUUUAUAUUAUCUGUGAAAAAUGGAAAUAAGGACAUCUUUACCUUGUUCCUAAUGGUUAUGUUACUGUUUUGGUCUAGUUUGAGAACAACCAUGUUUUAGCUUUACUUGGUUGAUAUCAGUAAAUGUAUUUAUUUCUUAAAUGUAAGAACUGAAUUAAUUUGUGUAAAAAUAAAACACUACAGUAGCAGAAAAAAAUAGCAUUGGCUCUUUAGCCAAAAUAAGCACUAUGACAUGGAUGUAUUUCUAUAACUGCCAAAUAAAAAAGUGAUUGUACACCUAGGAAAUGUAUUGCAUACUUUAAACAAUGUUUAUAUAUAAUUGGAAGGUCACAAUUGUCUCAUUAAACUCUACGCUAUGAGAGCUUUCCAUCUGUAUAUCACCACAUAUAUACAUAUAUAUAUGUGUGUGUGUGUGUGUGUAUAUAUAUAUAUAUACACACACACACACAUAGAGAACAUAGACAGCUGUAGAAGCAUUGAAAUUGAAUGUAAAGAUGUGUCUCUUUAUGUACUAAUGUGGGGGAAAAGGGUAGUUUUGUGAUGAAUAAAGUCAAAGUACUUGUGUUUUAAUUAAAGUGUUGCAGUGGGUAAUGCCA
This is a messenger RNA of Marmota monax (woodchuck), 6223 nucleotides long. RefSeq names its product mitoguardin 1 (gene Miga1). The record is from RefSeq and is a predicted model, not a curated record. Gene Ontology annotation, biological process: mitochondrial fusion. NCBI's taxonomy places the organism in Eukaryota, Metazoa, Chordata, Mammalia, Rodentia, Sciuridae. The transcript is spliced from 16 exons. Bases 304 to 2106 code for a protein of 600 amino acids.